Messenger RNA from Impatiens glandulifera, 909 nucleotides. Its product is annotated as NAD(P)H-quinone oxidoreductase subunit T, chloroplastic. The record is from RefSeq and is a predicted model, not a curated record. The coding region runs from base 62 to 844 and encodes 260 amino acids. Lineage: Eukaryota; Viridiplantae; Streptophyta; Magnoliopsida; Ericales; Balsaminaceae. The transcript has 2 exons.
AUUAGCCAAAGCAUUCAAUUUGUUCAAUCAGAUAGACAAAACCCAAUCUCUAAAAUCAUCCAUGGCUUUUACAGCCGCCCCUUGUUCUCAAACUUCCUAUACCCAUCCCCUCAAACUCAGAGACCGGAACAAGCAGCUAUUCCGGCCGCCGGUGCUGUUAGGAAGAACCCAAAAGGAAAAGAAAGUGACGGCGGCGGCGGCUGCGGCGGGGGGUAAAGAAUCAGGACCAGGGCCGAAUACUAGACCGCAGCCUGGAGUUGACACGAGAAUACAUUGGGAGAAUGAUGAAGAAGGAUGGAUUGGUGGAAGCAACAGAGCAAAAUCCUCCGAUCAAGAACAGGGUAAAUCCUCCGACCCAUUUGAUCUAUUGGGAGAGAAGAAUUUCUCAGAGUUGCUAAGCAAUUACUCCGAUUCUCAUUAUCAGUUUCUGGGUAUAGCUCCGGAUGCUGAUUUGGAAGAUAUAAAAGCAGCUUACCGGCGGCUGACAAAGGAAUAUCAUCCAGACACGACAUCUCUUCCGAUUAAGGCGGCUUCAGAGAUGUUUAUGAAAUUGAGGGAGGUUUAUAAUGUGCUGAGUGAUGAAGAGAAGAGGGGUUUCUACGAUUGGACUUUGGCGCAAGAAGCGGCGAGUCGAGAGGCAGAGAAAUUGAGGGUUAGGUUUGAGGAUCCACAGGCGCUUGAUUUGGAGAAGUUUGAGUCGGUGCCGGAUAUGGUGGAUAGAUUGGAAGGGAAGAACAUGCCUUUGAGUGAUCAAGCUAUGUCGGCUUUAACGUUUGAUAUUUUGAUUAUUGUUUUUUCUGUUUGUUGUAUUGUAUAUGUUGCCUUCUUUAAGGAACCUUAUUAAUAAGGUUUAAUUACCUAGUUACUAUUCAUCUAUAGAAUUACUAAAGAUAAAAUAUUGAUUUUCUC